AUACCUACUUAAAUGUUUUACAAUUGUUAUAAUUGUGCGGCUUUGUGUUUAAUGGCAAGACGCACACCACAAAAUGUUCUCUUGUAAGAUACUAGCUAGAAAAACCCUACUCUAUGUUACUUAUCUCGCCGCUCUUCAUACCCAUUGCAAGCUCGGUCUCGCCACUAAGCUCAUGACCGCCGCUCAGGCUGCUAUGGAACAGUUGCAGAAGCUAGGUGACAUGGGAUAAAACCAUUUUCUGAUGUUAUCUUUUGAGAGAGUGUCAUUUUAAGAGACAAAUGUAACCCAAAUUUUUAUUUGUAUAUAUACAAAGCAUCUUCUUAUGUGAAUGAUUUCUUCAUAUCUCACACAAACUAGAACAAAACUUAAAUUACAUC
Molecule: messenger RNA, 377 nt
Organism: Arabidopsis arenosa
Lineage: Eukaryota; Viridiplantae; Streptophyta; Magnoliopsida; Brassicales; Brassicaceae
Source: the annotation of a GenBank genome assembly